Messenger RNA from Acanthopagrus latus (yellowfin seabream), 2389 nucleotides. Its product is annotated as cyclic nucleotide-gated cation channel beta-3-like. The record is from RefSeq and is a predicted model, not a curated record. The transcript has 16 exons. Bases 116 to 1933 code for a protein of 605 amino acids. Gene Ontology annotation, molecular function: intracellularly cAMP-activated cation channel activity; protein-containing complex binding; intracellularly cGMP-activated cation channel activity. Gene Ontology annotation, biological process: monoatomic cation transmembrane transport. Lineage: Eukaryota; Metazoa; Chordata; Actinopteri; Spariformes; Sparidae. Gene Ontology annotation, cellular component: intracellular cyclic nucleotide activated cation channel complex; plasma membrane; photoreceptor outer segment.
GGAGGUUAGUGGGAAUGACAGACAAAAUGCCACCUAUUACAAUGAAGAACCUCCUCCUCCACCUGUCGUCUACUUCCGUUACACAGAUGACACGCUGAGAAAACUGGUCCAGAGGAUGAGGGAGCGCACAGAGGAGCUCAAAGAGAAGGCCAUAGACCCGUACGCCUCUUCCCCAGAAGUCAGCCCGCCUGUCACGCCUCUCCUGAGGCCGGACGACUACCUCAGGUUGCAGGAAGAGAGGCGGAUAGCGAAGGAAGAGGCGGAUAAAAAGAAGGCAGAGGAGGCGGCCAAAAAGGCAGAGGAGAAGAAGAAGAAGGACGAGGAGAAGAGACUGGAGGCCGAGAAGAAAGCCGAGGAGGAGAGGCUGGCGGAGGAGGCCAAGAAGAAAGCAAAGCUCCUUCCAGACAUCAACUGCGCCUGCUUCGACGUCCUCCUCCAUCCGAUUGAAGAAAUGAUGGACGACGUCUUGGGGAAAACAGUGGAUCCUUUAGAUCAUCGGUACAUCGCCUGGUUGUCCUUGGUAGCGUUGGCAUACAACUACAAUGUUUGGUUUGUCACCGCUCGCUUGGCCUUCCCUUACCACAGUGACAGUGUCAACCACUACUGGGUCAUCUGCGACAUUCUCAGUGACAUCGUGAAUAUUAUUGACAUCGUGCUUUGGCAGCCCCGACUACAGUUUGUCAAAGCCGGGGACAUCAUUAAAGACAGAGCUGAGACCAAGGCACAUUAUCGGAAAUCACCACGAUUCAAGACUGAUAUCAUCAGUAUCCUCCCGUUUGACCUCCUCUGCCUGCACUUUGACUUCUCCUCCUUCUACCGACUCAACCGCUUCAUCAGGGUGGAGUCCUUCUUUGAGUUCAGCGAUCGACUGGAAAACGUCAUGUCCAAGGCCUACAUCUGGAGAGUGGCUCGGACCACAGGUUACCUGCUCUACGUGCUCCAUCUCAACGCCUGCAUAUACUACGUCGCCUCGGUAAAUCAGGGUCUCGGGAUAACCCACUGGGUGUACAACGGAAAGGGCGCAGCGUACAUCCGCUGUUACUACUUUGCCGUCCGAAGUCUGAUCAACAUUGGCGGUCUUCCUGAGCCUACAACCACCUUUGAGAUUAGCUUUCAGAUGUCAAACUUUUUCAUUGGUGUCUUUGUGUUCUCCAGUUUGAUUGGACAGAUGAGAGACGUCAUUGGGGCAGCAACAGCAGGUAAGACAUACUUCCGAGCGUCGAUGGACGGCUGUGUUGAAUACAUGAACACCUAUUCGAUUCCCAAGCAUGUCCAGAACAGAGUGCGGACCUGGUACAACUACACCUGGGCUGCUCAGGGCAUGCUGGAUGAGUCCGAGCUGCUGGACAAGAUGCCUCUGGUGAUGAGAACCGCCAUCGCUGUGGACGUCAACCUGUCCACUUUCCAGAAGAUCGCACUGUUUCAGGGCUGUGACCAGCAGAUGUUGGUAGACAUGUUGCUGAGGCUCAAGUCAAUCAUCUACCUGCCUGGAGACUUUGUUGUCAAGAAAGGUGACAUCGGUAAAGAGAUGUACAUCAUUAAGAGUGGAGCGGUGCAGGUGGUGGGAGGUCCUGACAACAGUAUUGUGUUUGUGACGCUGAAGGCCGGAUGUGUGUUCGGAGAAAUCAGUUUACUACAGUCUGCCAAAGAUGGAGGAAACAGGCGCACAGCUAACGUGAAAGCACACGGAUUUGCCAACCUUUUCGUCCUAGAAAAGAAAGACUUGUUUGAUAUCCUCGUCCACUACCCAGAGUCUCAGAAAGUUCUGGCCAGGAAGGGAAGGAAACUGACCAAGGCCAAAGGCCCUCCAGGCGCUAAAGCGCCAGAGGAGAAGCCCAAAGGUAUGACUCUGUUUGGACCAAAGCCACCGACGCCCAAGUUAAUGAAAGCAUUUGCCAACUUAAGGAAAUUGAAGAAAGAGCAAGAGAAAUGAGAGAUUGGUGUGUGAUGCUGAUCUUCACUGCUUCAAAUCAUUUUGUAUAUAUUUUACUUUUCAAUCACUACCGAAAGGCUCAUGAGAAGACAGACGUGAGAUGUAGCAGAGUGGAGACGGGCGUCUGCAAUUAUAAUCCAAUAACUUUCACCUGGCACACUUUAGUGGUCUGCUUAACAGAGACAGAAAUGUUGGUUUAACUUGUUCAGUUCAAGUAGCUGAAUGUGACGGUAACAUUUAAGGUUUGUAUUAUGUGUCAUUUUUCAUAUUAAACAAGGUUCAGGUGUUUACUACAAUACAUGUCCUCUGUUGUAUCACUCAAUGAUGAGCCUUUUAGUUUUGACCGAUUUGUUUUUGUUCAGAAGAAGUGGAAGGUUAAAGAGCUCCGCCUCAUGUUUAACAUCAAAAUGGAACUUUCUCAAAAAAGGAUUAAGACAAAUGAAACAGUCCGGACUC